AUGCGGGUAGCGCCGGGCGGCGGGGAGGCCACCGUGUUGGUCAACCAGGUUGACGGUUAUCCUCUGCGCUUCACCAACGGUGUUGACGUUGAUCAAGUUACGGGAAAGGUCUACUUCACCGAUAGCUCGAUGAACUAUCAAAGGUCGCAGCAUGAGAUGGUCACUCGCACAGGAGACUCGACGGGCCGCCUCAUGAGCUACGACCCACGGACAUCGGAUGUCACGCUGCUCCAGGCGGGCAUGACGUACCCCAACGGCGUCGCGCUCAGCGCCGACCGCACCCACCUCGUGGUCGCAUCUACUGGACCAUGCAAGCUACUGAGGCACUGGAUCAAAGGGGUCAACGCAGGCACAUCCGAGCCUUUUGCCGACCUGCCCGGCUAUCCAGAUAACGUGAGGCCCGACACCAAAGGAGGCUAUUGGGUGGCGUUGCACCGCGAGAAGAAUGAGUUGCCCUUUGGUCGUGAUAGUCAUCGUCUCGCUGUCAGGGUCGGUAAUGAUGGGAACAUAGUCGAGGAGAUGAGAGGGCCAAAGAAGGUGAGGCCCACCGAGAUUAUGGAGAGAAGCAAUGGCAAGAUCUACUUGGGUUCGGUAGAGCUUCCUUAUGUCGGCGUUGUUAAGCGCAAGUAG
Messenger RNA from Triticum turgidum subsp. durum (durum wheat), 630 nucleotides. NCBI's taxonomy places the organism in Eukaryota, Viridiplantae, Streptophyta, Magnoliopsida, Poales, Poaceae. The record is from the annotation of a GenBank genome assembly.